Saccostrea echinata is the source of this 896-nucleotide messenger RNA. RefSeq lists its product as uncharacterized. Bases 212 to 733 code for a protein of 173 amino acids. The transcript has 3 exons. Lineage: Eukaryota; Metazoa; Mollusca; Bivalvia; Ostreida; Ostreidae. The record is from RefSeq and is a predicted model, not a curated record.
UUUUGAUAAAUGCUAUUUAUUAUCUACCAUUUCAAUAAGUUCCGUGCAGAAAAUUGUUGAACUGGGUCCAAAAACUUGACACUUUAAACAAUUCUUUAUCUUUUCCAUUGAACCAACUUUCUCGACGAUUGAUUUACACAUUAUCUAACAAAACCUUUGUAAUUGCUGUCGAUCGUUUUCGCAAUCAAUUUAAAAAUUUGUAGAUAGGAGCAUGCUGGUUAAAACCAUGGCCAAAUAUGAACUUGCAGGUGGCUUGAUUGUAACAGAACGUGUUUCUCCCAAUAUCCGGAUGUACUAUGUCGCCAAGCACCAUGUUGGGAGUCUGCUUUGGUCCUCUGACAGCGAUUUUCACAAAGGAAACAAAAAGGACAAAUCUGCCAUGUUUGUAUAUGAUGUUAUAAGGGAAGCUGAUCUGGCAGCGCCAUGUCAGAAACCUUGGUUUAGUGGAUACUCCCCGGCGCAUUCAUCGGAGUGGGGAGACAGGAAGUCCCAAAUCAUUCAUGCGUGUCGGAACUUCCACACCGUAUCCAUUCCAAUGCGAGGCGAUAUUGUGGCGUUCCCCAACAAUAAUGGCCAAACACACUGUGGCAUUGUAUCUACGGGCGGGUGUUUCAUAGGAACUUCAGACAAAAGAAUUGUGGAGACUAAAAUACCUUCCUUUACAAAGAGGGUGUUCUGGCGGUAUAUCGGCAACGUACCCAGUACCAGCAGAUUAUUUGAAAAAUUCAAAUGAGAUGGUGGAUGUAGUCUUGUCUCCAUUGUAACUGUGUGUGAACUACUUCAACCUCUUCAUUUCAUCCAAUAGAGCGUUAUGUUAUAAGAGAGGAAAACUUUUGAGAUGUUUGUGGUAUUGUUGGUAUAUUGUGGAAAUAUAAAUAACUAAAAUCUGCUGUAGG